Molecule: messenger RNA, 1639 nt
Organism: Columba livia (rock pigeon)
Lineage: Eukaryota; Metazoa; Chordata; Aves; Columbiformes; Columbidae
Gene: SFXN5
Product: sideroflexin 5
Exons: 14
Coding region: 16-1218 (400 amino acids)
Biological process (GO): citrate transport; monoatomic ion transport; mitochondrial transmembrane transport
Cellular component (GO): mitochondrial inner membrane
Molecular function (GO): monoatomic ion transmembrane transporter activity; citrate transmembrane transporter activity
Source: RefSeq, a predicted model, not a curated record
AGGACUACACUUCCCAUGCUGCCCCGCGCCGCCGCGUCCUCCCCAUUGGCUGGCAGGGGAGGGGCCGCCCAAUCGCAGCGUCCCGCUCGGGCUCCGCAUGGCGGCGGCGGACUCCAUUUCCCGGCGUGCCCCGCGGGAGCUGCGGCGGGGCCGCGGCCAAUCAGCGCGGCGGUGCCGCAGGGGGCGGGCCCGGCGGCGGGGGGAGGCUGUUUAAAGUGGCGCUUGCGGCGCGGGAAGGGGAUGGCGGAACCGGCGGAAUAUCCCCCGUUCCAGCUGGGGAAACCCCGCUUCGAGCAGACUUCGUUUUAUGGCAGAUUCAGGCACUUCUUGGACAUCAUUGAUCCGCGCACGCUCUUCGUUACCGAGAGCCGUCUGAAGGAAGCCGUGCAGCUCUUGGAGGAUUACAAACAUGGGACUUUGCCCCCUGGAGUCACCAACAAAGAGCUGUGGGGAGCUCAGAAAAUAAAGCAGGCCAUCAUCCACCCCGACACAAACGAGACCAUCUUCAUGCCUUUCCGAAUGUCAGGUUACAUUCCGUUUGGAACACCCAUCGUUGUUGGUCUUCUCCUGCCUAACCAGACGCUGGCGUCCACUGUGUUUUGGCAGUGGUUGAAUCAGAGCCACAAUGCCUGCGUCAACUAUGCAAACCGCAACGCGACAAAGCCUUCUCCGACGUCCAAGUUCAUCCAGGGCUACUUGGGAGCUGUCAUAAGUGCUGUCUCAAUAGCAGUGGGCCUUAAUGUUCUGGUUCAGAGAGCGAACAAGUUUACUCCCGCCACUCGUCUCCUGAUCCAGAGGUUUGUGCCAUUCCCUGCAGUCGCUAGUGCCAAUAUCUGCAACGUUGUCCUGAUGAGGCACACGGAGCUGGAAGAAGGAAUCGACGUUCUGGACAAUAACGGCAACAUCGUCGGGUCUUCCAGAAUUGCUGCAAAACACGCACUGCUAGAAACAGCCCUGACGAGAGUGGUCCUGCCAAUGCCUAUACUGGUUCUACCUCCAAUUAUUAUGUCCAUACUGGAAAAAACGUCACUCCUGAGGUCCCGUCCCCGGAUGAUCCUCCCAGUCCAAAGCCUUGUGUGCCUCGCUGCCUUCGGCCUGGCCCUCCCCUUGGCCAUCAGUCUCUUCCCGCAGAUGUCCGAGAUUGAGACGUCUCGGCUGGAGCCGGAAAUCGCAGUGGCCACCACCAGUAAGACUGUCGUCUACAAUAAAGGAUUGUAAGUGGAAGCGGACAAUCCCAACCCAGAAGAGCUGGGGAGGGAAAGGGGCAAACUUGAGAUCUCGACUAGGAAAGAGAAAACAACAACAAGAUAAAACAAAUGAUAGAGCUCAGCGAUAGUAACGUAUUACCACUCCCGGCGAACCGGGAGUAAAUUAACACUUGCAGAGAACUGACACCUCACACCAGUCGAAAAGAUUAAUAUUUAAAGUUUUAAAUUAGCAACAGGAGCAGCAACAAGAAAAUAACAUUCAAACACUUUAGAGAACUAGCUACAGAAGAAUCUCAGAACUUACUAGCACUGCAUGGAGGGAUGUUUAACGGCGUGUUUACAUCGUUGUACCUAAUCACAUGAAAGUAGGCUUCACCGAGCAAGUUUUGUUUUCACUGCGAAUUAAACCUCCACACUGAUACUGCACAAAA